Messenger RNA from Closterium sp. NIES-67, 1141 nucleotides. The record is from the annotation of a GenBank genome assembly. NCBI's taxonomy places the organism in Eukaryota, Viridiplantae, Streptophyta, Zygnematophyceae, Desmidiales, Closteriaceae.
UCGCCUCAAAAGCACCCAUGCCGACAGAUUCGAGCACACACCUCUGUGAACUCGCACCCUUCCAUUCAUUCCACUCCCUUGCUCCCUCAGAUUUCUUGCCACUUAUCUUUUGCGCUACUGAGUUCAUCUCUCGGCGAUUAUCGGCUGGGCUUGCUGUGGCCGUCCUCUCGAGUAGCUUAUUGUCGUCCGCUGUGAGAGCUUGAAACGCUGGGUCACGGUUGACGCCAUGGCCGAUUCUCUAUCCGCAGAGACCGCCACGCCGGCAGCGUCUGCUCCUGUGAGGGACCGCCCGUUCGGCAGGACGAAAUCCGUCAGGGAGCUGCUUGGCGGCGGCAAGGCGGCGGAUGUGCUUCUAUGGAAGGAUUGGAAGUCGAGCGCGGGAAUCCUGGUAUCGGUGGCGGGGCUGUGGAUCGUGUUCGAGCGGUCGGGCUUCACGCUGCUCACGAUCCUCGCGGACGUGCUCAUGAUCCUCAUCUCCCUCGUCUUCGCCUGGGCUCAAGUAUCCUCGUUAUUGAAUAAGCCCGGCCCGGCGUUCCCCGCGCUGAGGCUCUCGGAGGACGUGGUUCGCUCGACGGCGCUGCGUCUGCGGGACCAGGCGAACCGCGCGCUGCUGCUGGCGCACGACGUGGCUCUGGGCAAGGACUACAUGCUGCUCAUCAAGGUUCUGAGCACGCUCUACCUGAUCUCCGUGGUGGGGGGGUGGUUCCACUUCCUCACACUCGUCUUCACUGGCGUGCUGGUGGCCUUCACCCUGCCGCUGUUGUACGACCGGUAUGAGGACCAGGUGGACGCGCACCUCUCUCAGGCGCUGGCGCAGAUUAGCCACGCCAAGAGCCUGCUGGAGGACAAGAUGGGGGGCCUGCUCAAGAAGCAGAAGCAGAAGAAGGUGGAGUAGCGGAUUAGAGGAGUAGAGGGGGGUGGAGUUAGGGAGGUUUGUCCUGCGCGUGGAUAUGCACUGAAUUGGUGGUCCUGUACAGGUUUUUGGAAGUUGGGAAUAUGAAGUUCCAUAUGGUAGAUGGUGCCCUUGGUGUUUGUUUUAACAGAGCGGUACACCUGUUUUCAGGCUUCUUAAAACCUCUGUUGCCCUCCUCGAGCAAAUGCAACUUGGGCUGUUGGAGCAAAUGCUGUAGAAAAGUGUGCA